Aphidius gifuensis is the source of this 3708-nucleotide messenger RNA. RefSeq lists its product as uncharacterized. Bases 94 to 3303 code for a protein of 1069 amino acids. Gene Ontology annotation, molecular function: RNA binding. The transcript has 10 exons. The record is from RefSeq and is a predicted model, not a curated record. NCBI's taxonomy places the organism in Eukaryota, Metazoa, Arthropoda, Insecta, Hymenoptera, Braconidae.
AAUUAUUUGAUACAUUGUUUAAUUGGUAGACUCCAAUAACAAGCGAAAUCAUGAUUAUAAAAUUUUGAGGUUAAGUUGACAUAUUUUGUGACAAUGACGCAGUGUACAGUGUUUUACCAUCAACAUCUAGAUGAUACAUUGUUGGAUGAAGAUCUUGGCGAUGAAGAGUAUGACCUCGGCAACGAUGAGGAAGAGGCCCUUCUUGCAGACGACUAUGAAAUCGAUAGGCAGAAUAGCUAUAAGGGAGAAGAAGAAACAGACGAUGUACUGGACUUGGGAGUAACGGAUGCACUAGAUGAUUUAGAUGCUGAAGAUGACAAUAAUGAUAAUGCAUAUAUCAAUGUACCAAAUAAUUGUUAUGCCAAUGACCAACAUCAUGAUAAUCAUGUCAAUUAUUAUAAUCAAAAUGAUAAUAUAAAUUAUAAUGAUGAAAAUACACAUCAUCAUCAUCAUCAUCAAUAUGAAAAUAAUAUAUCAUCACAUGGUGGUGGUGGUGAUUAUGGUGGACAUAAUAAUAUGCAUCAUGUUACAUCUGAUUUACGUGAAAAAUUAAAAAAAACAAUACCAAGAGAUAUCAUCGUUGGAAAUGGACAAGGAAUGGAAGAUGAUGAUUGUGAUGAAGCAAGAGAAAGAAGAAAUCGUUUUCAAAAUGAAAGAACAGUAAUAUCACCUAAGAUGAAUAAUGAAAUACCAGAUUCAUUGGAAAAUGUUGUUACUGUUGAUCAACCAAGAAUGUCAUUUAGAGGACGUGGUGGAAGAGGACGUGGUAUACGUGGUGGUGGAAGAGGAGCUAGAUUUCCUGGACCAAAUAUGGGAAAUUUUAAUCCAAGAUAUCCUGUACGAAUGCAAUUUGAAGAUCAAAAUUUAAAAUUUCGAGCACCAUUGAUAGAAACAAGACCACAAAUAUUUCCCAAUGCACCAUCAAAUCAAAUGAAUCCACAAUUAAUAUAUCAUCAAGAUAAUCCUCAUAUUAUACCACCACAAUUUCAACAAUUUAAUCCACAAGGUGUAUCACCUCAUCCACGUCCUCAUUUUAAUGAACCAAGACCACAAUUUAAUCCAAAUCAAUUUCAUCCACAAUCACCUCAAGCACCACUACCACCACAACCUCGUCAUCAAAAUCCACAAAUGGAAUUUAUUCCACGUGGACCAAUGCAACAAGCACCACCACGUUACAAUGGACCACAAAAUCCUCAAUUUAUACAAAAUCAACAACAGCGUUUUCAACGUCCACCUCAUGAAAAUGAAUUAUCUGUUCGUCCAAUGGGUAAUCGGUUACCAAUGAUGGUACAUCAAGGUCCAUUAAAUAAUAUGCCGAGACAACAAAUGCCUGGUCAACGUGGUCCACCACCACCACCACCACAACAAAUGCAUCAAGGCCCUCCAAGACAUCCUGGUAUGCCUGUUCCACGACAAGAUGGACAAAUGCCAGUUUUUCGUCAGCCUAUACCAAAUCAAAUGCCACAAAUUCAACAUAAUGGACCACCAGGACAACAAGUUUUUGAAAAUCGUCAACAAUUUCAACAAGAAAAUAGAAAUAUUUAUGAACAAAGACAAUUUGAUAAUCGUCCAUUGCCUGUUAUUCAAUUUAAUAAUCAAGGACAACAAGUUGUUCAUCAUCAAACUGGUCCAUCUGUUGUACCAGCUGUACCAAAUGUUCCUCUGGCAUCUGGACAUAAAAUUCUUAUUAAUCCUCAUUUCAGGGGUAAUGUUCAACCUCCACAAGAAGCUCGACCAACUUGGGAAGGAUCUCAACCUCCAUCACAUCAACAACAAUUACCAAAUGAACAAUUUGCCUCUCAAUCUGCUCAAUAUCAAGGUCAACAACAAGCUUCAUAUAGUCAGCAAUUAGCACCACAAAGUGGAGCACAAGCGUCUAAUGAUUAUUCUAAAAAAUAUCCUCAAAAUAAUAAAAACGAUGAUCCUUAUGCUUAUUUUUCGGAUGUAUGGCAAGAAAAUAAAACAUCAAAACCUAGUCGUAGCUCAACACCACCAAAAUCUUAUUCUGGUGAUAAUAAUUAUUCACGUGACAGUAAUUACAGAGAUUAUGAAAAAUAUAAAUCCGAUGGAAGAGACAAUUAUCAAGCAUCAAAAGAUCAACGAGGUAGAGAUAGAAGUCCACAAUCUCGACCAAGAGAUCAUCAUCAAUCACAAAGAUCUCGUCCUCCAUCAACAAAUAAUCAUGAUUCUUAUGAUCAACGUUCUAGACUACAAAAUUCAUCAAAUCGUCCACCACUCAAGCCACCACAAAAACGUACACCUGAACCUCAUGAUAGAUCAAAUCGUGGCUCUAGUCCAAAACGUUCAAAAAAUCAUCGUAAUUUUCAUGAAGCACGAUCAACAACAACUCACAAUUCAAAUAACAUAAAAAAGGAAGAAGAUAUGGAUCCAGAAAUGCGUGAUUACAGAAAGAAAAUGGAAGAACAAAAACGUCUUCGUGAAAAAAUUUUACAAGAAAAAGAAAAUCGUAGAAAACAAGCUGCAUUGGAUAAGCAAAUUGAUGAAUCUAAAAAUACAAAAAAUACUGAUAUACAACAGGAAAAUAAAUCACUAGGAUCAAGUCUCAAAAAAGAUGAUGUGGAUAGUCAAAAUCAGUCAACAAAUAGGAGUCGAGUUCGUGCUGGAAGUGAGGAUAAAGAUGAAACUGGAGGAAGAGUAGUAAAACGAACUGAUAAAAAUAUAACUGAUGAUACAGCAGCUAAAAAAUCAUCUUACACUGAUGCUAUGGUUCGUCAAAUUCCACCGGGUACUCGUCGUGUUAUAAUACAAAAAACCCGAGUUGCAACAUCACUCCAAAAACCAUCAUUAAAUAAUCAUUCAAACGAUGAUUCUGAUAUGACUAAUGAAAAAGUCACUGAAAUAACAAAAAUUGUUAAAAAAUUACCACUUGGUGUACAGAAAAAAAAGACAAUUAAAAAAAUUGCUAAUGAACAAUCUGAUGGUGGUAGAAAAAUUCUAUUGAAUGAUUCAACAUCUGGUAAUGCUACAACAGCUCAUAGUAAUCGUGUUGUAUUACAAAAACCAAUACAAAUUAAAAGAACAAUUGACAAUAAAACAAAUAUUGUUAUUGUCGAAAAUAUAUCGUCAAAUACAAAUGAAACAAAAUUACGUGAAAUGUGUAAAGGAAUUGGAACGGUGGAAAGUGUUAUAAUUGGUGAUGAUAAUGAAUCAGCAACAAUUGUAUUUAAAACACACUCAGCAGCAAUGGUUUUUCAUAAAAAAUAUCAAAAAAAAAUGAUUGAUCAAUCGGUUAUUAAUAUUCGACUUGUAUCACAAGCUGGAACUCUUUCACAACGAAAUUAAUUAUCUUUAACUAAUAAUUUAUUUAUCACUUUAAAGAAUUUGCUAUUCGAUAAUCAAUUAUUUUAAUUUUUACAAUUGCUUUUUUGUUUUUUUUUUUCUUUUUAAUAAUUAUUAUUAAAAAUACUCUGCGAUUAUAAUAUGUAAAUAAUUAUAGAAUUUAUAUGAUGAAAUUUAGAAAAAUUCACGUUGCUCUGUAUAAAAAUUUACGUAAUUAUUUGAUAAUUAUGUCUUGGAAAAUGCUUGAUACACAAAUGAAAUUUAUUAUUAUUUGAAGCUGUAGAAAAUAAGCUGAUAUUGUCUUACAUUUAUUAUCAAUGAAAUUGAGUUUUUUUUUUUUUUUAAAUUCAACAAGGAAUAGCAUAAGCAAUGUAAACAUCAAAAAAUAAAUAAUAUAAAAUCAGAAAA